Penicillium paradoxum is the source of this 2199-nucleotide messenger RNA. RefSeq names its product tetratricopeptide repeat protein. Gene Ontology annotation, molecular function: protein binding. The transcript is spliced from 2 exons. Bases 1 to 2199 code for a protein of 732 amino acids. NCBI's taxonomy places the organism in Eukaryota, Fungi, Ascomycota, Eurotiomycetes, Eurotiales, Aspergillaceae. The record is from RefSeq and is a predicted model, not a curated record.
AUGAACACUCGAGGAAAACUGGGCGAAUGUCGCUCUACAUCUCACGAUACUUUGCGAAGUGGUAUAUCCUCGCCGCGGGUGGCGCAUUUUGACGGCGAAGUUCCUCCCGCACUUUCCCCUCUCGAUGCAUUUGCCGCCCAGGGCCGCUUUCUGGCCCGCCAACUCGAUGAGUCUCGACGAGGAGACCGUCGCAUGAGUCGCCUGCCGCCUGCCAGUGUCGCUCGAUCGCUUUCACAAGGCCGCCCGGGCUUCUACCGCUCCAAGUCGUCGGCUGAAUCCCGCACCGGAUUGACCCGCCAACCCACGCAGAAGGGACAGCCAGAAUAUGAACAACCUAAAUACCGCCCGAUUUCUGAACAUCCCCGCUUCAGCUCGGUUUCCAAUGCUAGUACUGAGGCUAGCUAUUAUGAGGAUGACGAUGAUGAUAGUAAUAUAACACCUCGGACAACGAUGGUCCCCACUGGACCGGAGGUGUAUGGGAUGCCGCGCGCCGAGUCUCCGGAGAAUCUGGCAUCGGUCGCAAGUGGGGCGGAGGGUGCACCUGUUGAUGUGGCCUUUCAUGAGCUACGAGGUUCAUCAACCGACUCGGCAACUUCUCGACUACAUAUUCCACGCACCUUGGCACCGCCAGUGUCGCCGCGUUCGCGUCCGUCUAGUAGCUCCAGGAGGGCGCAUCAUGAGAGUUCUGAUGACGAGUACAGCAGCUCCAAUGGGGGGUCGACGUUCUCGAAACCUCGCAAGAUGUCCUCCGGGAGUGCUGCUUCGUUGCCAUAUUCGCCCAUGUCAACAUACCCUGCACGAACGCUCCCUCGAUCACCGUCCAUGAGCUCGGAGACAUCGGGCUCCGGAAUGAAUCAUUUACCCAGGCCUUCCUUCAAUUUCUCUCGGCCGCUGAGUCGAUCAAGUACAACCCUAUCUGCUCCUAGUUCCUCGACACCUACCGAAUCGACCAUUGCGUCCACUUCACACCACAUGCAGCGUCGCUGCAAGCCGACCCCACUGCAGCUUUCCACUGAAGGAGCUGCCGCAUUCGCACCGCUAGAAGGCGAACCAUCCUCCGCAGUCUCAUCUUAUGUUUACGCCAAGUAUGCGCUUCCGCGCGGACGCUUCCUCUCGAGGGAUUCGGUCGUAUUUGCAGGCUUGCAAACGCCUCAUUUCGAAUGGGAAGGAGCGAUAUUUGAGAAAACACCUCCUCGAAACUCAGAGCAGCCACCACGGAUGACACGAACGCCAUCUCCAACGCCUCAUCGCCAGUUCGAGCACUCACCAAAGCCUCACUCGAUGCACGAAGUUCCAAAUUCAACGUUCCAGACCUCCAGGCCGAAAUCUCAACCUGAACUACCCCAGCCUCAACGAGCUCUGCGACCCCCGCCCUCGCCUGUGCCCACAUCGAAAGUGGAGCCACUACGCCCCUCUGUUAAUAGCGCCCGACAGAUAACCAACGAAAAGGAUGAAACCGUCUCUUCUGCGGAUUCCGCAAGCACCGUGCGACCUCAAACCGCCGCCCCUCAGGUGACGGCGUCCGGCCUUACCGCCGAUGAUCACGUCACUAAGGGCAUCGAAUGCCACGAAAGAGGAUCUCUCAGUGAGUCGACGUAUCAUCUGCGUGUCGCCGCGAAACAGGACCACCCGACGGGAAUGCUGUUAUAUGCGCUAGCCUGUCGCCAUGGCUGGGGCAUGCGGCCUAAUGAGAAGGAGGGCGUGCGAUGGUUACGCAAAGCCGUGGAUUCCGUCGGCCUCGAAAUGUUAGCCAAUCCCGAUGCUCCGGGUGCGUCGAAGGCGAAGGAAUUGCAAAAGGCAUACCGGGCCCAGUUUGCUCUGAGCAUCUACGAAUUGGGCGUUAGCUACUUGAAUGGCUGGGGCAUUGAGCAAGACAAGUCUCUUGCCCUGCGCUGCUUCGAGAUCGCCGGUCAAUGGGGCGACGUCGAUGCCAUGGCCGAAGCCGGAUUCUGCUACGCGGAGGGCGUUGGCUGCAAGAAGGACAUGCAGAAGGCAGCCCGAUUCUAUCGUAAAGCUGAGUCCGAGGGCAUGAGCAUGGUUGGAAACAGCUGGAUCCACAAAGACAAGUACAAUGAGAAUGAGGCGAAGAAUCGCUCCCGUGGCCGAAAUGUCAGCGGAGAGAAGGACAAAAAGUCGCGCAGCAAGUCUCGUACUCGCAGUAUCUUCCAACGCAAGAAACCCAACGCACCCGAGGCAUAG